Messenger RNA from Entamoeba dispar SAW760, 441 nucleotides. RefSeq lists its product as uncharacterized. The transcript is spliced from 2 exons. The record is from RefSeq and is a predicted model, not a curated record. Lineage: Eukaryota; Evosea; Mastigamoebida; Endamoebidae. The coding region runs from base 1 to 441 and encodes 146 amino acids.
AUGGAAUUGGUGAUGAAUGAAAUUGGAGAUGAAUGUUUUUUAUAUUGUUCGUCAUUAAAAUCAAUUGAUAUACCAACUUCUGUUAUUAAAAUUGGAGAUGAAUGUUUUGAAGGUUGUGAAUCAUUAACAAGUAUAAAUAUUGGAAAUGUUCAAUUUAUUAGUGAGGGUAGAAUGUUUGUAGGAAAAGAAAAACUAGUUUCAAUUCCUAUUAAUAACUUAAAAAGAAUUAAUGGAAUACCAAUAAGAGAAAGAUAUAUUAAUGAAUUUGUUAUUCCAACAUCAAUUAGAAAAAUAGGAGAUGGAUGUUUUAAUGGAUGUGAGUCAUUAAAAUCAAUUGAUAUACCAUCAUCAGUUAAAUGUAUAGGAGAUGAAUGUUUUAGUGGAUGUAAAUGUGAAGAAGAACUAAAGAAAGAUAAGAUAAUAAGAAAAAUCUACAUCUAA